This is a messenger RNA of Penicillium griseofulvum, 720 nucleotides long. RefSeq names its product gamma-glutamylcyclotransferase family protein. The record is from RefSeq and is a predicted model, not a curated record. The transcript has a single exon. Gene Ontology annotation, molecular function: gamma-glutamylcyclotransferase activity. Bases 1 to 720 code for a protein of 239 amino acids. NCBI's taxonomy places the organism in Eukaryota, Fungi, Ascomycota, Eurotiomycetes, Eurotiales, Aspergillaceae.
AUGGUCUCCAAUCCAACUCUCAAACCCGCAGAAAGACACACCAAACCCCUCCCAACACCCACCCCGCCAACCACGAAGUCACCUCAAUACCCAAGAUAUCUCUACUUCGCCUACGGCUCCAACCUCUCUCCAGCCCAAAUGAAAUCCCGCUGCCGCGUAAACCCCACCCAUUCUGCCACCCCACUAGCAAUCGCAACCCUCCCAAAUUGGCGCUGGUUAAUAUGCGAAGCGGGCUACGCAAACGUUCUUCCACCACCGGGUCUACGCGUCGAAAAUCAAGACUCCGAGACUGCGCAUAAGAUCCCCGUUUCCGGAACUGAGGGCGCAGUCUACGGGGUUCUUUACCAAAUGGAUGUUGGCGAUGAGGGGAUUCUGGAUGGUUAUGAAGGUGUUGAUAGAUGUGCUGCUAGUGCAAAGGCUGCGGAUGGUGUGCCCAUUUCCGUUAGGCCUAGAGUGCAGGGACAUGGGUCUUAUAAUAAGUGGUUUGUCGAGGCAGAUGUUGUGAAGUGGUUGGAUGGGGCAGGGGAGAUUAGGGGACUUGGGGAUAAAGAGAAGGUACCGGUUCUGGUUUAUGUUGAUGAGAAUUGUGUUAGGCUGGCUAAGCCAAAGUUUGAGUAUAUUGCGAGGAUGAAUCGGGCUAUUCGAGAGUCUGUGGAUUUGGGGGUUCCCAUGGAAUGGGUGGAGGAAGUUAUGAGGAAGUUUAUUCCUAGAACUACCUAA